CACGGAGGGAUUGACCUCACCAUCAUGCGAUAUGAAGUAACCAGAGAUCUAACGGCGACACACAUCGGACCAUCGCCAGAAACCCAUAUGAUUCACACUUGUUCAUAACGAAAAAUACGGAAAAAGUGAUUGGAAAAGCAGCCGCCUGUUUCUUCGCUCGAUGAACAGAUUACCUCCGGCUUAACUAAUGCGUUCCUGUAAAUAAGUUAAAGAGCGGCAUCCUUUUAUCUGAUGUAAAUAAAUGCUCAAUUGUAAGUUCUCCAAAGACUCCAGAAGUGUGUUUUCGGAGCUGAGAAUGUUCGAGACCAAAGGAAUCUUCAGUAUUUGUGUGGAUGUCGGCUGUCUGCUGCUCGCUGGACUUCCAUUUGCGAUAUUGAAUAUUCAGCACACGCCGUUCAAAAGAGGCUUUUUCUGCAGCGAUGACUCCAUCAGGUACCCCUUUAAAGAAGAUACCAUAUCCUACCAGUUACUGAUGGGAAUAAUGAUUCCAUUUGCACUGUUCGUAAUAAUCUUCGGUGAGUGUUUUUCCAUAUAUCUGCGGUCCAGAGCUUCCCUCAGUUAUGAGUAUGUAGCGUGUGUGUACAAGGCCGUGGGAUCUUUCGUGUUUGGAGCGGCGUUGAGCCAGUCGCUGACCGACAUCGCCAAAUACACCAUCGGCCGACUGCGGCCGCACUUCCUGACUGUGUGUAAACCGCACUGGAGCCUCAUUGAUUGUAAAUCUGGUUAUAUUGAAAACUUCACAUGCACAGGAGAUCCAGUCAUCGUCAAUGAAGGCCGACUUUCCUUUUAUUCUGGUCACUCAUCAUUCUCCAUGUACUGUAUGCUGUUCCUCGCUCUGUAUCUCCAGUCUAGACUGAGAGCAGGUUGGGCUCGAUUGGUUCGGCCGACUCUCCAGUUCUCUUUCAUCGCCGCGUCUCUUUACGUGGGUCUGUCACGCGUCUCUGAUUAUAAACACCACUGGAGUGACGUUCUCACUGGACUCAUACAGGGAGCCGCCGUGGCACUGUUUACUGUGUUCUUUGUAUCCGAUCUGUUCAGCAACAAACGCACGUCAAAUAAAGACGAGGAGAUCUCGCACACAAGUCUUCAGGAGACGUCAGAUCCACCAAACCACUACGGCAGCACAGAGUGACACAGAACGCACUGUGUAUGGAAGGAGUCGCAGUGGAUUUUCCACUCUUACAGUAACAUGCAAUCCCAUUCAUGUUUAAUAAUAUUACAGGGGAAAAGGUCAUUUUUUACAAUGCACAGAUGUAGAUGGACAGUGGCAGCACAACAAUAUUUUCAUAUAUACUCUACGCAGUUACUGCACUGAAUGUGGCAGUGUGACAGUUUAGCUUCCAUUUCAGAACUCAUGGGUUUUUUUUAUGUAUUAAUGUAGUGCCAGUGAAUCAUGGAUAUCAUUGGGAAUGGUGCAGUACAAGACCACAGAACGAAAACAUUCCCAUCAUGCCACUAAAUGUUGAAAAUAUUGAGCUUUUGCUGCAGUGCACUCUAGACAGUGAGUGUUUCAGAUAGAAACGUCCUACUGGGCUUUCAGGAAUCCAGUUUGCUGUUUUCCCACUUGAUUUCAAAAUGACACGGGUCUUUCAACAACCUCAAAACAGAUCAAAAUAAAGCUUCUUCGUCGGCAAUGAUGGUUUCAUGAAGAACCUUUAACAUUCACAGAACCAUUCCAUUGCAUUAUAGUGGAAAAAGGUUCUUUAGAUUAUUAAAUUAUUCUUCACAUUAAGAAAAGACUCCAAACCAGUCUUAAGUAGCACAUAUUUGUAGCCAAAAAUACAUUGUAUGGGUCAAAAUUAUUGUUUCUUUUAUGCCAAAAUCAUUUGGAUUUUAAGUAAAGAUCAUGUUCCAUGAAGAUAUUUUGUCAAUUUCCUACCAUAAAUAUAUCAAAACUUAAUUUUCGAUUAGCAAUAUGCAUUGCUAAGCACUUAAUUUGGACAAAUUUAAAGGCGAUGGGUCACAAAUGGUUCUUCUAUGGCAUUGCUGUAACCUUUAUUUUUAGAGCGUAUGCAUCUAUCAAACAAUCCAGCAUUUCUGUUAGAUAAUAUGAGCGCUGUAUAAAGUAUACAUGUCUUAUUUCACCAAGGUUGUUUAAAUGUUAAAUGAAAACUUACAACCAGUGGAUUGUAUACUUGACUGUAAGACACUUUAUUUCUAUGGUUUACAGUUGCUUGAACAAUUUUUUUUUACAUUUUGUGUCAAAUCGUCAUACGAAAAGGUGAGAAGGUAUGGGCCAAAUAUGAGCAACCAAAGUGUCUCAUUGCAUUUAAUUCAGUUGAUGCAAAUGGUUAUUUUAUUGUUGUUUUUUAGUUAACUUUGCUUUUUUUCAUUUUCGUUAUUUCGAAUUUAUGGUGAGACCACAAGCUGUAAAUAUCCAAGCACUUGAAUAACAAUUUUUGCCUUUAAUAGCUUUAUAUGUAACUUUGUAUGUAUCAUAUACAAAAUAAUUUUCUUUUUGCUGCUUUAUUUUAAAUUCAUUGGCAGCUGUGCUAGUGCGAACCAAUGAAACAUGGUACUGUAAAGGAUUUUCUUGCAAUUAAAGCUCUGCCAGACCAA
Molecule: messenger RNA, 2559 nt
Organism: Labeo rohita (rohu)
Lineage: Eukaryota; Metazoa; Chordata; Actinopteri; Cypriniformes; Cyprinidae
Gene: plpp1b
Product: phospholipid phosphatase 1
Exons: 6
Coding region: 242-1132 (296 amino acids)
Biological process (GO): phospholipid metabolic process; phospholipid dephosphorylation; signal transduction
Molecular function (GO): phosphatidate phosphatase activity
Source: RefSeq, a predicted model, not a curated record